Molecule: messenger RNA, 8687 nt
Organism: Cyclopterus lumpus (lumpfish)
Lineage: Eukaryota; Metazoa; Chordata; Actinopteri; Perciformes; Cyclopteridae
Gene: polr2a
Product: polymerase (RNA) II (DNA directed) polypeptide A
Exons: 29
Coding region: 241-6141 (1966 amino acids)
Biological process (GO): transcription by RNA polymerase II
Cellular component (GO): RNA polymerase II, core complex
Molecular function (GO): DNA binding
Source: RefSeq, a predicted model, not a curated record
AGCGCUCCAGAGUGUAGACCUAAAAAGGGAAGGCAGCAGCCGGUAGACGUUAUACUUAGGACCUAAACACAAGUAACUUGGUUAUAAAGGCUAACAACAGCAGAGGUCCCUGGGAUAUCGCCUUCGGAGACUUUCCGGUCACCGUUGGCGGACUGACCAGAGUCGUGGUGGCAAUUUAAAGGCUGUUCCUGCUCACAAAGCGGCGUGCCGAGGAAGGACGCGUCUCUUUCAAUACACAGGAUGCACGGACCGCCCUCCGGCGACAGCGCAUGCCCAUUGCGCACGAUCAAGAGAGUUCAGUUCGGCAUCAUCAGCCCAGAUGAGCUUAAACGGAUGUCCGUUACAGAAGGGGGAAUCAAGUACCCCGAAACAACAGAAGGUGGACGCCCUAAACUUGGUGGCCUUAUGGACCCAAGACAAGGGGUCAUAGAACGAACUGGAAGAUGUCAGACAUGUGCAGGCAACAUGACGGAGUGCCCUGGCCACUUUGGGCACAUAGAACUGGCAAAGCCAGUUUUCCACGUUGGCUUCGUAACAAAGAUAAUGAAGGUUCUUCGAUGUGUUUGUUUCUUCUGUUCAAAGCUGUUGGUGGAUUCGACCAAUCCAAAGAUCAAAGAUAUCCUGAUAAAAUCGAAAGGGCAGCCCAGGAAACGUUUGACACACGUGUACGAGCUGUGCAAAGGAAAAAAUAUUUGUGAAGGAGGAGAGGAGAUGGACAACAAAUUUGGAAUGGAACAGCAGGAGACUGAAGAGGACAUUACCAAGGAGAAGGGCCACGGUGGAUGUGGGCGCUACCAGCCACGCAUCAGACGCUCCGGCUUGGAGCUGUAUGCUGAGUGGAAGCACGUUAAUGAGGAUUCGCAAGAAAAGAAAAUCCUGCUGAACCCCGAGCGCGUGCACGAGAUCUUUAAGCGCAUCUCGGAUGAAGAGGACGUCAUCUUGGGCAUGGACCCCAAGUUUGCCCGACCAGAAUGGAUGAUUGUCACUGUGUUGCCCGUGCCUCCACUGGCUGUCAGGCCUGCUGUAGUUAUGCAGGGCUCCGCUCGAAACCAGGAUGACUUGACCCACAAGCUGGCCGACAUCGUCAAAAUCAACAACCAGCUGAGAAGAAACGAGCAGAGUGGCGCCGCAGCGCACGUCAUAGCUGAAGAUGUCAAACUGCUCCAGUUUCAUGUUGCGACCAUGAUUGACAACGAAUUGCCAGGCCUACCAAGGGCAAUGCAAAAGUCUGGUCGCCCUCUCAAAUCCUUAAAACAGCGUCUAAAGGGGAAGGAGGGGCGAGUCCGAGGUAACCUCAUGGGCAAGCGUGUGGACUUCUCUGCACGAACUGUCAUCACCCCAGACCCCAUGCUGCAAAUCGACCAAGUGGGCGUACCACGAUCCAUUGCGGCCAAUAUGACCUUUCCAGAAAUAGUCACACCCUUUAAUAUUGACAGAUUACAAGAGCUGGUGCGAAGAGGCAACAGCCAGUACCCGGGAGCCAAAUACAUCAUUCGUGACAAUGGAGACAGAAUUGACCUGCGAUUCCACCCAAAACCAAGUGACCUUCACCUGCAAAUUGGCUACAAGGUGGAAAGACACAUGUGUGACGGUGACAUCGUCAUCUUUAACAGACAACCUACACUUCAUAAAAUGUCCAUGAUGGGGCACAGGGUGCGGAUUCUGCCAUGGUCCACGUUUCGACUCAACCUCAGUGUCACCACUCCAUACAAUGCUGACUUUGACGGGGAUGAGAUGAACCUCCACCUGCCUCAAUCCCUCGAGACGAGGGCAGAGAUUCAGGAGCUGGCCAUGGUGCCGCGUAUGAUCGUCACACCCCAGUCCAACAGGCCCGUCAUGGGUAUCGUGCAGGACACCCUCACGGCCGUCCGCAAGUUCACCAAACGAGAUGUCUUCUUAGAGCGGGGGGAAGUGAUGAACCUCCUCAUGUUCCUCUCCACUUGGGACGGGAAAGUGCCUCAGCCGGCUAUCAUCAAGCCCCGUCCUAUGUGGACAGGCAAGCAGAUCUUCAGCCUAAUCAUUCCCGGACACAUCAACGUGAUCCGCACACACAGCACACAUCCGGACGAGGAAGACAGUGGCCCUUACAAGCACAUCUCACCUGGGGACACCAAGGUCGUAGUGGAGAACGGCGAGUUGAUCAUGGGAAUCCUGUGUAAGAAAUCUCUGGGAACCUCAGCCGGCUCCCUCGUCCACAUCUCCUACCUGGAGAUGGGCCACGACAUCACCAGACUCUUCUACUCCAACAUUCAGACUGUGGUCAACAACUGGCUGCUCAUCGAGGGUCAUUCCAUUGGUAUUGGUGACUCUAUUGCUGAUGCCAAGACCUACCUUGACAUCCAGAACACCAUCAAGAAAGCCAAACAGGAUGUGAUAGAAGUCAUCGAGAAAGCCCACAACAACGAGCUGGAGCCGACCCCCGGUAACACACUGAGGCAGACCUUUGAGAACCAGGUGAAUCGUAUCCUCAACGAUGCUCGUGACAAAACGGGAUCCUCAGCCCAGAAGUCUCUGUCUGAAUACAACAACUUCAAGUCCAUGGUGGUGGCUGGUUCUAAGGGAUCAAAGAUUAACAUCUCACAGGUUAUUGCCGUGGUGGGGCAGCAGAACGUGGAGGGUAAACGAAUCCCCUUUGGCUUCAAACACCGCACGCUGCCUCACUUCAUCAAGGAUGAUUACGGUCCUGAGAGUAGAGGCUUUGUGGAGAACUCCUACCUGGCUGGCCUGACUCCAACAGAGUUCUUCUUCCACGCCAUGGGAGGCAGAGAGGGUCUUAUCGAUACAGCUGUCAAGACUGCUGAGACUGGUUACAUCCAGCGGCGUCUGAUCAAGUCUAUGGAGUCGGUGAUGGUGAAGUACGACGGCACGGUGCGUAACUCCAUCAACCAGGUGGUUCAGUUGCGUUACGGUGAGGACGGCCUGGCAGGAGAGAACGUUGAGUUCCAAAACGUGGUGACACUCAAACCCUCGCACAAGGCCUUUGAAAAGAAGUUCAGGUUUGAUUGCACCAAUGAGCGAGCGCUGAGGCGGAUACUGCAGGAGGACGUCGUGAAAGACGUGCUGACCAAUGCCCAUGUGCAGGGAUCCCUGGAAAAGGAAUUUGACAAGAUGAAGGAGGACAGAGAGGUCCUCCGAGCCAUUUUCCCCACCGGGGACAGCAAGGUGGUGCUGCCAUGCAACCUGGCCAGGAUGAUCUGGAACGCUCAGAAGAUCUUCCGUAUCAACAUUCGAACCCCAACAGACCUCAAUCCUCUCAGGGUGGUCGAGGGUCUUCAGGAUCUGAGUAAGAAGCUGGUGAUUGUGAAUGGUGAAGACCCGCUCAGUCGACAGGCGCAGCAGAACGCCACUCUGCUCUUCAACAUCCACCUGCGUGCCACACUCUGCUCUAAGCGCAUGACCGAGGAGUUCCGCCUUUCCACAGAGGCUUACGACUGGCUGCUGGGGGAGAUUGAGACCAAAUUCAACCAGUCCAUCGCUCACCCGGGUGAAAUGGUUGGUGCUCUGGCUGCUCAGUCUCUGGGAGAGCCGGCCACCCAGAUGACCCUGAACACUUUCCACUACGCCGGUGUGUCGGCCAAGAACGUGACGCUCGGUGUGCCUCGACUAAAGGAGUUGAUCAACAUCUCCAAGAGGCCCAAAACGCCCUCGCUGACGGUGUUCCUGUUGGGUCAGGCCGCCCGCGAUGCUGAGAGGGCCAAGGACAUCCUCUGUCGGCUGGAGCACACCACGCUGCGAAAGGUGACGGCCAACACCGCCAUCUACUACGACCCCAACCCCCAAAACACUGUGGUGGCCGAGGACCAGGAGUGGGUGAACGUCUACUACGAGAUGCCCGACUUUGACGUGACGCGCAUUUCCCCCUGGCUGCUGCGCAUCGAGCUCGACCGCAAGCACAUGACCGAUCGCAAACUGACUAUGGAGCAGAUCGCAGAGAAGAUCAACGCAGGUUUUGGAGAUGACCUGAACUGUAUUUUCAAUGACGACAACGCAGAGAAGCUCGUUCUGCGAAUCAGAAUCAUGAACAGUGAUGAGAAUAAGUUCCAAGAGGAUGAGGAGGUGGUGGAUAAAAUGGAUGAUGACGUGUUCUUGAGGUGCAUCGAAUCCAACAUGCUGACAGACAUGACCCUACAAGGCAUUGAGCAGAUCAGCAAGGUGUACAUGCACUUGCCCCAGACUGACAAUAAGAAGAAGAUCAUCAUCACGGAGGAAGGUGAGUUCAAGGCCCUGCAGGAGUGGAUCCUCGAGACAGACGGCGUGAGCCUCAUGAGGGUCCUCAGCGAGAAGGACGUAGAUCCCGUCAGGACCACCUCCAACGACAUUGUGGAGAUCUUCACGGUCUUGGGAAUUGAGGCAGUGCGAAAGGCUCUGGAGAGGGAGUUGAACCACGUCAUCUCCUUUGACGGCUCCUAUGUCAACUACCGUCACUUGGCCCUGCUGUGUGACACCAUGACCUGCCGCGGUCACCUGAUGGCCAUCACGCGUCACGGCAUCAACCGUCAAGACACAGGACCACUCAUGAAGUGUUCCUUUGAGGAGACGGUGGAUGUGUUGAUGGAGGCGUCAUCCCAUGCCGAGAGUGACCCCAUGAAGGGUGUGUCGGAGAACAUCAUGCUUGGCCAGCUCGCCCCUGCUGGUACAGGAUGCUUCGACCUGCUGUUGGAUGCGGAGAAGUGUAAAUACGGCAUGGAGAUCCCUACGAAUAUUCCUGGCAUCAGCGUGGCCGGACCCAGUGGAAUGUUCUUCGGCACGGUGCCGAGUCCCAUGAGCGGCAUGUCGCCUGCCAUGACCCCGUGGAACACCGGAGCAACGCCGGCCUACGGUGCCUGGUCUCCCAGCGUCGGAAGCGGCAUGACCCCCGGAGCAGCCGGUUUCUCUCCCAGUGCAGCGUCGGACGCAAGCGGCUUCUCUCCAGGCUAUUCCCCGGCCUGGUCUCCCACUCCUGGGUCUCCAGGGUCCCCGGGACCUGCCAGCCCGUACAUCCCGUCUCCAGGUGGAGCCAUGUCACCCAACUACUCCCCCACCUCCCCGGCCUACGAGCCUCGCUCCCCCGGAGGCUACACCCCACAGAGCCCCGGCUACUCCCCAACAUCACCCUCCUACUCCCCCACUUCUCCCUCUUACUCCCCGACCAGCCCCAACUACAGCCCGACAUCUCCCUCCUACUCACCCACCUCGCCCAGUUACUCCCCGACGUCUCCGUCCUAUUCGCCCACGUCUCCGUCUUACUCCCCGACCUCCCCCUCCUACUCCCCGACCUCCCCCUCCUACUCCCCCACAUCCCCCUCCUACUCUCCCACCUCGCCGAGCUACAGCCCUACAUCGCCGAGCUACAGCCCGACGUCGCCCAGCUACUCGCCCACCUCACCUUCCUACUCCCCCACCUCCCCCUCUUAUUCUCCAACCUCUCCGUCUUACUCCCCCACCUCCCCGUCCUACUCGCCCACCUCUCCCUCCUACUCGCCGACUAGCCCGAGCUACAGCCCAACAUCGCCGAACUACACGCCCACCUCACCCAGUUAUUCCCCCACUUCUCCUUCCUACUCCCCUACAUCGCCCUCUUAUUCCCCAACCUCCCCCAAUUACACCCCGACCAGCCCCAACUACUCCCCCACCUCUCCGUCUUACUCCCCCACCUCUCCGUCCUACUCCCCCUCCAGCCCACGUUUCACCCCGCAGUCGCCCACCUACACACCCAGCUCCCCCUCAUACAGCCCCAGCUCUCCCUCCUACUCCCCCACCUCCCCCAAAUACACCCCAACUUCCCCCUCAUACAGCCCCAGUUCCCCGGAGUACACCCCCACCUCUCCCAAGUACUCCCCGACAUCGCCAAAGUACUCCCCGACAUCGCCGAAGUACUCGCCAACUUCCCCUACUUACUCACCAACAACUCCAAAAUACAGCCCCACUUCUCCUACCUACUCCCCCACCUCGCCCACAUACACCCCCACCAGCCCCAAAUACUCCCCUACCUCCCCUACUUACUCCCCAACUUCACCCAAGUACUCACCCACGUCUCCUACGUACUCGCCCACUAGUCCUAAAGGCUCCACGUACAGCCCCACCUCCCCUGGAUACAGCCCCACCUCCCCCACCUACAGCCCGGCCAUCAGCCCAGACGACAGCGACGAGGAGAAUAACUGAUGAGCCGCGGAGGAGAAGGGGGGGGGGGGCGGCUGAAGAAAGCAGUCACCUCACGGUGGACACUUGAAGGAGCCCCGUCACCUCGUGGGUGAACACCUGAAGGACAGCACCUUUAACCAGCUGGAGGUGGCUGUGCUUCUUGCCACAGGGGUCCUAAUUGGGAUUGUUCUCCUUUGGGACCUCUGUUAUGCUCCUGUCUUUACCAUCAGACCCCCACCAACCCCCCUUUACCACAAGAAAUAAUUAAAACUAUUGUGUGAAAGACUUGACUGCUCUGCCUGAAGGCAAAUAAGGCUGCCUUUUGAAAUAGUUUUUUUUUUUUUAAAUUUUCACACGAGGUGUUGGGGCAAAUCCCAAGAGGGAACGAAAAGGAGAGGAAGAUGUGAGCACAUAACGGGGAGAAAAGGUCCCUUUUUAACUUAAUAAUGUACUGCAUCCAGUCUCUCUCUCUCAUUCUCUAAAUGUUGGGUGUAUAGUUGUGGAAAGCGUACAUAUUGCCAAAAGCCUUUUGAAAAGAGGAUUGAAUUCAUCACUAAAGCAUAAGCUCCGAAGAAAAUCAAGGAGGUAAAGUUUAGACUUUACUGCCUAUUUCAUCUAGUCAGACCGUUGCUGCUUUUGUAAAAGUACAGUUGCUGCCUUUGGGGCUAUUUUGUGGAUCAAAGAAGGAGCUUUCGGUGUUGGAUACGGUAGAAUGGUUGGGUCAGAUUGUCCAAAGGAGAAAGUUGGACGGUCAGCAGAAAUACAUGCAUGAUAGGAGAGAGAGAAACUGGCUUGCAGGAAACUGAAAUGUCACUCUUGAACAUCGAUAACUACGAAGGUGUAUGUACACCAUCAUCGCCCUCCCCUCUUCGCCUUCAAGCUCCAAAGACAAAACCUGAAAGAUGUCAUGAAACACCCACCAGCAUCUUCUAGUCCGAUACCAUUUGGAGACUUGUGCAUCGAAAGCAAAAAAAACAACACUUUUCCAGAUAAAAGUCAAAUUCCUUGACACUGGAAAUUUAAAGAUUUAUAUUGGGGGGGGGGGGGGAAUUAAAUAAAUGAUUAUUCUGUCUUUAAUUUUGUUUCUAGAAGGAAAUGGGGCACACGUGGCCGAGGGACACUAGUUUGGCGUUGCUGCUUCUGUCAUUGUUUGCAUGAGUAGCACAUGUUAAUACAUUUUAUUCAAGCUUUAGGUUUAAAUUUUGUGGACUCCCUCCCACGUCUCGCUAAUCUCGGUCCCAUUUCUGAUAGCUGACGUGUACACAGGUUUAUUUGGACUAUUCAAUUUAUUUAAGAAAGAAAGUUAAAUACUAUUCUGUGUGAAUAUGGAUAGAGGAAAACUACGAUUUUUUUUAAAUUUGUGUUUUUUCGGCUUUUCUCGUUUUGCUUUUGGUGACUGUAACUCUGUUUGCAGCCUCAUGUUUGUAUACUGUGGAUGAAGGGGGGCGGGGGAGGGGGCCGGAGAGGAGUGCUUUUUUUCCUUCUUUUUUACCGUUGUCCCCGUUCUCCUCACCCGUUUGAGCCUCUUUGUAUUAACGCAUUGCAUGAUGUCCCAGUUGAAGGUAGAGUUCGAGGGGGGGGUCGAAGAGGGCAACAUUUGUCCUGCUGCUGGCCUUUUUUCUUUUCACCGGCAUUGAACAGUUUAUUUCUUUUGAGCAGAGUGUCCAGAGGAACAGCACUUUUGGCCUCUCUGUUACAAAAAAAACAACAACAACAACACAAAUAUCCUUACCCACUACAUUAGUGCGAACUUUCUUUUUGAAUAUGGGUGCUUUCUCACGCGGCUCCACCUGGUUUGAUUGUGUCGGGGAACCGUCUGUACACCAGAUGAUGAUGAUGAUGAUGAUGAUGGAGACAGGAGAAAAAAAGUCCUGUCCCUCCUCGCUCAAUUUGACGCGGUUUCUGAAUUGAUCGGACUAGCUGGGUCUCCCUCUUCCCUCUUCAUCCACAAGCGAGCCGCAUUUCUGAAAUCAGUGUUUCUUUUUUCUACCAAUGUAUGUACUAGUGACGAGGGGGAAUCAUAUGAGGGGAGGGGAGGGGAGGGGAGGGGGGGGGGACGUAUUGGAUCUGACUGGGAGUCCUGAGGCGAUGAAACGCAGCCAGUAAUCUUUUGGGUUUUGUUCUGAAAAUGUUUAAAUGAUUUGUCAUGACUUUGUGAAACAACAUUGCUUCCGAGAUGGUCGUGAAUUGAAAGGAACGCCAUCUUCUAGUCUUUUUGAGACGAAGCGGGUUUGGUAAAUGCACUUCUAGAUAUCGUGGUGGACCCCCGCAGACGUUGUGAUAGUUUGUCCACCAUGUGUGCAUCUAAUCCUGUUGUCUUAACUGUGUGCUGUCCGGUCAAUUCAGGACAUCGGGGCUCCCAGGUUGUAUGAAUGUGUGUGUGUGUGUGUGUGUGCGUCUGAGGGCCAGACAGGGUUUCAAACUGAGGAAAGACUUCACAUGUCUGGGCAAAGGAACGUUUCACUUGAAAUUGCCACUGUAUAAAAAUCAAUUCAUUAUCUCACUCUGUAUCUUUGUUCUGUUUGUUUUUUGACUUGGAAAAACAAAAAUAAAAGUUUUACUACGUG